CGAUCUUCCUGCCGGCGCGGGGCGCGGCGCGGGGCGAGGGCUCGAGCGGAGCAAUCCAUAUAACCCGUUUAUACCCUACCUCAAUUCCACUCAUCAGCUCACUCCGGCGCCAUCAUCUUCCUUCUCUCAGUUCCUCACCUCGAUGGACUCACUUGCCGCCGCCUGCCUCUGCUCCCGCCGUCGCCGCGCUCGCCGACUCCUCCUGGCCGCUGCGGCGGCCACCACUGGGUACGGCCUCUACCGCCUCUACCGUCACCACCGCCGCCGCAUCGUCGCUGCCCUCUCCCUUGCCGACGCCGUGUCUCAGGUCGGUUCCGACCUCGCCGAAUUCCUCCGCUCCGAGUCCGACCAGGUCCCACGAAGCCUCCUCCAGCUCUCCAAGCUCGCCGCUUCCGAACCCGUCUCCUCCGCCGCGUCUUCCCUCUCCGAGUCCCUCGCGUCCGGCGUCCUCCGCGCCAUCUCUCACCAGCGCCAAUUACAUCAACAACAGCAGAAAAACCCCCAAACCCCGCUCCAAGAUCGGAUCUUGGAUCGUCUCCUCUCCCCGGAGGGCGCCGGAUUCGCUUCCGCUGUCGUCGGAAGCUUAGCGAGGAGCCUCGUCCUGUCCUCCUGCGACGCCCGCAGGGCGGAGGCCGGCGACCGCGAGGAGCCGCGGUGGCUGGCUGCGCUCUGCAGCGCCACGGGCAAGGAGGCUUCUGCGGACCUCGUCCGAGUCUUCGUCAGCACCGCCGUUGCCGCCUACCUCGACCGCACCGCCGCAGUGCGCAGCAACAACCAUCUGCUCGCUGGCCUCUCUGAUCCAAGGCACGAAGCCCAGGUCAAGGACCUGGCUGUCUCUGUCUGCAACGGUGCUAUCGAAACCUUCCUCAGGACGUCGCGGCAGCUUGCCAAGGAGGCCUCCAGUGCUCGCAUUGAGGUAACAUCAAUGGAGCGUGUGGUGGAAGAUUCAGACAGCAACUUCGUGAUCCACAAGGUUUCAAGCACGCUGGCCGCUCCGAGCAACAGGAGAUUUGUACUGGACGUCACAGGCAGGGUCACCGCGGAGACGGUGCGGUCAUUCCUCGACUUCCUAGCACAGCGGAUGUCUGAUGGGGCACGGAAGAGCAUCGUCAUCGCCCGUGAUGAAGUUGCGGAGAGAGGGCUCGUUGCUGUCAAGUACCUCGGUGCCAAAUCCAUGGCUAUCUUCACCAUCUCCUUGGCAUUAUGCAUGCACAUUUUGAUGGGAACAAGGUUCCUUUUGCCGGCAUAGCUACCUAGCUUGUGGGGAGCUGGGAUUCCAUCGCAGGUGAUUGAUUACUACUUGUCCUGAUUCUAGGUGCAGAGUAAGUUAUGUAGAUUGCAAAUUGAUCCUAUAAUACCAGUUGUCUUUUUGUGUGUGUGUGUGUGUUGGUGAAAAGUAUGUAAACUUUAGCUAGAACCCGCUGGGAUUUGUAGUUGGUUUUUGUUUGUUUGGUUGAAGGAAGUAUAUAUGCAUCUGAAAUGACACUGGCCAAUUUGGCAAUGUGAUUUUGAGGUUAGACACCUCUAUUGUUGCGUUCUAAUAGCUGUCACUAGAUUGUUGUUGCUGGUUGUUUUUGUUGUCAUAAGCUGUUGAUCAAUGUAAAACAACCAAACAGAGCAGCACGAGCUGGAAUCUUGACUGCUUGCUCUUGAAACUCUCUCUUUUGUACACUUCUUCAGUUGUAAGAAAGUGGAAAAUGAAGUGAAGCUUCCCUUUGUUUU
This is a messenger RNA of Zea mays, 1722 nucleotides long. Its product is annotated as CF9. NCBI's taxonomy places the organism in Eukaryota, Viridiplantae, Streptophyta, Magnoliopsida, Poales, Poaceae. The record is from RefSeq and is marked provisional.